Molecule: messenger RNA, 469 nt
Organism: Cavia porcellus (domestic guinea pig)
Lineage: Eukaryota; Metazoa; Chordata; Mammalia; Rodentia; Caviidae
Gene: Ndufc1
Product: NADH:ubiquinone oxidoreductase subunit C1
Exons: 4
Coding region: 71-301 (76 amino acids)
Cellular component (GO): mitochondrion
Source: RefSeq, a predicted model, not a curated record
CCGCUGGGGGGCGCUGUGUGUACGGCGGGGCGCUAAGGGGCGGGGCACCGGGGGCGGGGUCUCUGGCAAGAUGGCGCCGUCCGGGCUGCUGCGCCCCUUCUCGCGGCUGCUGGCCCCCGCCAGGCUCCCGAGCGGCUCUUCAGCGCGGUCGAAGUUCUACGUGCGGGACCCACAGAAUGACAAACCUGACUGGCUGAAAGUUGGGCUGACCUUGAGCACCGCAGCCUUCCUUUGGUACUAUCUCAUCAAACAACAUAACGAAGAUGUUUUAGAAUAUAAGAGAAGAAAUGGAUUGGAAUAAACUUUGGAAAUACUUGUAUAGUGUGCUCCUCAUACAGUUAUAACAGAUGCUCUGGAUUCUCCAAGCUGUCGAGUUGUGAAUGUGAGAGAAUUUAUAUGUAAAUGUAUUUCAGGCCAGCAUUUGUGUUUUGCAUCAUUAAAAAAUAAAAAUACGUAUGUAUUCAAAUAA